AUGACUACUCCUAAUGAAAUAUCAUUUAUCGUUUCUCAAAAAGGAAAAAAAAUGUUGAAUAUAAACAAUUUCAUCUUUAAAUUGAAUAAGACAACAGGUACAACAAAAUAUUAUCGAUGUGAAGACUCACGUUGUACUGUUACUGCACGUACUGAUCUUCAAGAUACUCUUUUGAACAUUAAAGGUGAUCAUUGUCAUCCACCUGAACCAGAAGAAAUUAGCGGCGGCGCCAGGAAUUUAGACUAG
Molecule: messenger RNA, 246 nt
Organism: Rotaria sordida
Lineage: Eukaryota; Metazoa; Rotifera; Eurotatoria; Philodinida; Philodinidae
Source: the annotation of a GenBank genome assembly